Molecule: messenger RNA, 3174 nt
Organism: Melanaphis sacchari
Lineage: Eukaryota; Metazoa; Arthropoda; Insecta; Hemiptera; Aphididae
Product: elongation factor-like GTPase 1
Exons: 17
Coding region: 1-3132 (1043 amino acids)
Biological process (GO): cytosolic ribosome assembly
Cellular component (GO): cytosol; ribonucleoprotein complex
Molecular function (GO): ribosome binding; GTPase activity; GTP binding
Source: RefSeq, a predicted model, not a curated record
AUGAGGGACACUGCUCAAAAUAAAUUAAUUGAACUUCAACAUAAUCCUAGUUCAAUACGUAAUAUUUGUAUUAUGGCUCAUGUUGAUCAUGGUAAAACAACAUUGGCAGAUUCUUUAGUUGCCAGUAAUGGUGUCAUAUCUCAAAAGAUGGUUGGUAAAUUGAGAUAUAUGGACAGCAGACGAGAUGAACAACAACGUGGCAUAACAAUGAAAAGUUCAUCAAUAGCAUUAUAUCAUUGCAAAAAUGAAUCAGAAUAUCUUAUCAAUGUAAUUGAUUGUCCUGGACAUGUAGAUUUUUUUUCUGAAGUCUCUACUGCAUUAAGAUUAUGUGACGGAGCUAUUAUUAUUGUUGAUGUUGUAGAAGGCGUUUGUCCUCAAACUCAGGCUUGUUUAAAGCAGAUUUGGUCAGAAAAUAUUAAACCUAUUUUGGUAUUAAAUAAGAUUGAUAGGCUGAUUUUAGAGUUAAAUUUAACUCCACUUGAUGCCUAUGUUCAUUUAACUCAAGUACUUGAACAAGUAAAUGCUGUUGUGGGAGAACUUUUUAAAAAAGAUGUAUUUGAAAAAGAAGCUGAAAGUAAAGAGCAUAUUGGUGUACAGUCAGGUGAAGAUUUGUAUAAUCAGUGGAGCACUGCCAUUGAGGCCGCUGAUGAUUCUGAUUUAUAUUUUUCACCACAACAAGGAAAUGUAGUCUUUGCAUCUGCUGCUGAUGGUUGGGCAUUUAGUAUAGAAACGUUUGCAAACUUAGUAUCAAACAAACUUGGUGUUAACGUUGAUGUCUUAAAAAAGACAUUAUGGGGAGAUUUUUAUUUACAUUCAAAGACCAAAAGAAUCAUGAAAGGUGCACAAGAAAAAGCCAAGAAACCACUUUUCGUUCAAAUGAUACUUGAAAACAUUUGGCUUAUAUAUGAUGUCAUUAUUAAUCAAAAAGACAAAGAGCGUUUAGUAAAAAUUUCAGAAAGUAUGAAUGUGACACUUUUUGCCAGGGAUUUGCGUCAAACAGACACAAGAAUUUUGUUGCAAUCAUUUUUAUCUCAAUGGAUUCCUUUAUCUUUAUCAGUUUUAGGAAUGGUAUGUGAUAAAUGUCCAGCACCAAAUCAACUUACUGAUGUCAAAAUUGAAACUUUACUCUGUCCUCCAAUGAAAGAAUUUAAUCUUAUGCCUAAAGAAACCAUAGCACUAAAAACUGAUUUUUUAAAAUGUUGUCCUGAUGAUGCUUCCGUCCCAGUUAUAGCUUUUGUUUCUAAAAUGUUUCCGAUUAAAAGAAAAUAUUUACCUCAAAAUAAACCAAAAGUAUUAACUGCUGAAGAAAUAGCUAAAAGACGAGAGUUGGCAAGAAUUAAGCAUGCUUUAAAAAGUAGUGUAAUUAAAACAGAAGAUUCAGAAACAAACAAUUGUGCUACAGUUAAUGAUGAAGAAAAGAAUUCAGAAGUUACAGAACCUACACAAAAUGAGAAUGAUGUAAUGUUUAUUGCAUUUGGAAGAAUGUAUAGUGGAACAAUUCGUCGUGGUCAAGAAAUGUAUGUUUUAGGACCUAAACAUGAUCCAUCAAAAAUAACAGAUAAAGAUUUUUAUGUUGAUGAAAAAUGCACUUUGACUACCUUAAAAUCUGAUCAGCAUAUCAUGAAAACUACCAUAACUGAUUUGUACAUGUUAAUGGGUAGGGAUUUAGAACCAGUAGACGAAGUUCCCGCUGGCAAUAUAUUCGGUGCUGGUAAUUUAGAACAAUAUAUCUUGAAGAGUGCUACUUUAUCUACUACUCUAGCUUGUCCACCAUUUACAGAAAUUAAAGCUAUGGCCACACCAAUCAUGAGGGUAGCUUUGGAACCAAAACAUCCAAUGGAUUUGCCUGACCUUGUCAGGGGUCUUAAACUACUUAAUCAAGCGGAUGCAUGUGUUCAGGUUAUAAUGCAAGAAACAGGCGAGCAUGUAAUUGUUACUGCAGGAGAAGUACAUCUUCAAAAAUGUUUAGACGACCUUCGUGAAAGAUAUGCUAAAAUCGAAGUUAUUGCUUCAGCUCCAAUCGUACCUUUUCGAGAGACUGUUGUUGUGCCGCCUAAAGUGGAUAUGGCUCAUGAAAUUGUUGAAAAUCAAAAAAAUGAGACUGAAGAAAAUCCAAAUGGUCUAUUGAAUGUUUAUACAUCAAAUCAUCUGUGUUGUAUUAAGAUACGAGCUGAACCGUUGCCUAUAGCUGCUACAAAUCUUCUAGAAAAGUCAACAGAUAUUUUAAAAGCUUUAUCAGAACAAAAAACUGAAAAUAUUGCUGAUGCAUUAGAGCGUUUGAAAAUUGAGGAUAGUGCUUCUAAAAAUAUUAAAAUCGCUAUCGAUACAUUUCGAUCUCAAUUACAAGAAGCGCUCGGAAACAAUAUUGACGUGUCUCAAAUUUGGGCAUUUGGACCUAGAAAAUGUGGUCCAAAUAUCUUAUUAAAUAGAAUACCAAAUUACACAAGAUCAGUAUGGAAUCCAAAAGACAAUGUGAAUGAUUUGACAAAGUAUGAAAAUAGUUUUAUGAAUGGUUUUCAAAUAGCAACUUUGGCCGGUCCUUUAUGUGAAGAACCAAUGAUGGGGGUGUGUUUUGUAGUCGAAGAUUGGACAGUUGAUGUUUCACAACAGAUCUCAUGUGAUCCUUAUGGACCUAUGUCUGGGCAAAUCAUGUCAGCUGUAAAAGAAGGAUGUCGGAAAGCUUUUCAAGCUCAACCACAAAGACUUAUGGCUGCUAUGUACUCAUGUUCUAUUCAAGCUAACGCCGAAAUUCUAGGUAAAAUGUAUGCUGUUUUGGGAAGACGUCAUGGUCGAGUCAUUAGUUCAGAUAUGGCACAUGGUUCUGCAUCCACUUUCAAUAUAAAUGCUUUGUUACCAGUUAUAGAAAGCUUUUCAUUUUCUGCGGAAAUUCGUAAACAAACAUCUGGUUUAGCUAGUCCACAACUAGUUUUUAGUCAUUGGGAGGUAAUUGAUAUCGAUCCAUUUUGGGUACCAAAUACCGAAGAAGAAUUGGAGCUGUUUGGUGAAAAAGCUGAUUCUGGUAAUCGAGCUUUAAAUUAUAUGAAUGCCGUCCGUAAACGUAAAGGUUUGUCAGUCGAAGAGAAAAUUGUUGAAUUUGGUGAAAAACAACGUACUUUAUCGAAAAAUAAAUAAAAAAUACAAUUUAUUAAAACUAUGUUUUUAACAGAAUAAAUG